Marchantia polymorpha subsp. ruderalis is the source of this 2216-nucleotide messenger RNA. The record is from the annotation of a GenBank genome assembly. Lineage: Eukaryota; Viridiplantae; Streptophyta; Marchantiopsida; Marchantiales; Marchantiaceae.
GCAGAGGAAAACGCUCCGCGGGCUAACCGCCAAGCUGCCACUAAUCGCAAUCACGACCGGCUCCGACGAAGGAAGGAGCCGUGCAUUAGAGCUCCGCGAUUAGGGUAACCCGGUGCCGGGCGUCGCGCUGUUGCGUGCUCGCAGAGCGGGUACCGGCCCGGCCCGGCCCGUGGCGACGAGGGCGGAGGAGGGUCGAGGCAGGCAGGCGGGCGGGCGGGCGGGUCCGAGGGAGCAGCUGCCGCUGAAGGCGAGGCGAGGCCGCGAGACCUGACCAGAGGAGACCAGCCACAGCGCACCUCCCUUCCUUCUUCCUUCUUUGAACAACAAGAGUGCCGGAGCGCAGCCGUGAGUCGAUUUCUUUUACAUAUUGCGCGCUUUACUACGCUGCCGCGGCGUUGAGCAAUCCUUCCAUUGUUCAGUCAGGUUCUCAAGAAGGAACGUGGAAGUGGAGUGACAAUGAGCUACGCAGAGGACGAGGGUUCAGGCAGGCCCAAGCUUAGCCUGCAGCCAAGAGGAUCUGGAGCCGAUCAAGCACCCUCUACACCUUCCAAAACCAGCAAGCCCAACCCUUUUGGUGCGGCACGACCUCGAGAACAAGUAAUUGCUGAAAGAGAAGGCAAGAAGGAGACUGAAGUUCUGAGAGAGCAAGCACAAAAGGAAUGGAAGCCAAGUAUCGUCUUAUCAGAGUCUCAACGAGAAGAGAAAAAAGCGGUUGAAGCAGAGCUUGCGUUUGCAAAAAGUGAACUCAAGAAGGAAGUCGAUCCUGUCAAAUCUAAACUUAUGAAAGAGGAAGUUGCGAAUAUGGAGAAAAAGCUUGAGGAGCUUUUGGCAUCUUUUGAGAAAAUGGCAGUCCAAACCGCUCAGACCGGUGGUCUAAGACGCCCAUACGAAAAGAGGAGAGACGAUGAGCGAUUACCUGCAGCUGCCUUGCCUGUCGGGGGCGGUUAUGGCGGGGUUGAAAGUCACGAUAGUUAUAACAACUUUGGUAGGAGCAAAGAUCGUGACUCUGACAGGGUAGGAUCUUAUGGUGAUACCUGGAGUGCCAAAGGAGGCGGUGGUGCCGGAGGUGGCAAGGGUGCUGGCUCACAGUGUUUCAGUUGUGGAGAGAUGGGACACUUUUCGCGGGAAUGCCCAAGUGGAGGAGUCGGUGGUGGUAGAGGAGGGUAUGGAGGUAACUUUGGAGGCGGAGGUGGCAGGAGUGGAUCGCGCGCUUGUUAUACCUGUGGCCAAGAGGGUCACAUCUCUCGGGAAUGUCCGCAGGCCGGAAGUGGAGGAUAUGGAGCCCGUGGGGGUGGCGGUUAUGGUUCUGCCGGGGGUAGCUAUGGCGCGUCAUACGGUGGAGGUUAUGGUAGCAGUGCCCCAGAUUAUGACACUGGAGCAUCUUAUGGCCCAGCUAGUCAAGGGGGAGGUGCUUACGCCGCCGGAGGUACUUAUGACGACCGUGUGUCAUAUGGGGGUACGGGUGCUCGUGGAAGUGCAGGUGGUUACUCAAGAUGGGAAGGUCAUUAACUGCGAGAAGGUUGCUGCGGUAUAAUUUCUCGGUCAGACACAUUUCUGAACACCAGCGAACGAUGUACAGUCACUGUGAAUGUCUGUUGAUGAGAGUCGUACUUAUUGGAUAGAUACAUUUCCCAACUUGGCAGUACCCACUUUGUGGGUGUUAAAAAUGCUCUUCUUUUAGUGUCAUUGUCUGAAGAGCCCUAGGUCUAAGGAUGGUUAUAUGCAUCUCUGCGCAGUCUCGUUUAAUGUCUCGCAGAAUUGCCUGCAGUUUAGUCGCUUGUAUUUUUUGUCUUUUCUUGGAAAGGACAGUGACUCUUAAACUAAUUUUGAAAGAGCAGGUUUUUAGGACGCUUUGCAAUCGUCUUUUUUUCUCGAAUUUGGAGUAUGGUUCAGCUCAAAUGCCCGGUUUAAUGUUUGGUCAACCUUGCGUUUCAAAGCCCAGGUUGGUUGAACAUUGCACGGGAUCUGUGAGUCCACUGUGAGUUUUCCACGCCACUUGUCUGAAGGAGGACGGUGACGUCAAGUAGUUCACAAUCUAGUUUGUCUUCAGCCGAUACUGAACAAUUCGUAGCAGGUUCGGUCUACCAGCAUAGAGGACAGAAAUCAGAGACUCCUGCCUUGAACAUUUUGCUGGUCGUUCUCCGAGAUAAGCACAGAUCGUCGAUACAUGUAGCCUGUGUAAAGGACCGGCAUCUUCAGCUUAAUUCGAAUAAACU